AUGAUGAUGAUCCGUGUCCUCCGUCUCCGGCAGGCCGGCGUCCUUCUGGACGUGGACGGCGUCCUGCUCCGUGGCGCCGAGCUGAUUCCCGCCGCGCGCCGAGCCUUCCGGAAGCUUCUGGACCCAAACAACAACUUCCUGUUUCCUGUCGUGUUCGUUACCAACGCAGGAAGCUGUCAGAGACACCACAAGGCCCAGCAGCUGUCUCACCUCCUGGACGUCCAGAUCUGUCCGGAGCAGCUGGUUCUUUCCCACAGUCCUUUGCAGCUGAUGAAGAGUUUCCAUGAGAAGGUGGUGCUGGUCUCGGGACAGGGACCGCUGACCCACAUCGCCCACUCUUUGGGUUUUCAGAAGGUCGUUAACGUGGAGCAGCUGAAAGAGCACCACCCCCUGCUGGACAUGGUGGAGCACGGCCCCCGACCCCCCCCCACGUCGUCUCCUCUGCCGACGUUUCCCCAAAUCGAAGCGAUCAUCCUGUUCGGAGAGCCAAUCAGAUGGGAGACCAACCUGCAGCUGCUGAUUGAUGUGCUGCUGACCAAUGGGAGUCCGGCUGGCGUGCACGCUCCGGCCGCGGCGCAGCUGCCCGUCCUCGCCUGCAACCUCGACCUCAUGUGGAUGGCGGAGGCGCCGUCUCCACGGUUUGGUCAUGGGAUGUUCCUCCUGUGUCUGGAGGCGGUCUACAGGAAGCUGACGGGUCGAGAGCUGCAGUACGAGGCGCUGCUGGGGAAGCCGAGCCUGCUGACGUACCGCUACGCCGAGCGCCAGCUGAGGCUGCAGAACCACGGCCGCGCGCCACGCACCAUCUACGCCAUCGGCGACAACCUGAUGACGGACGUCUACGGAGCUAACCUGUACGACCGCUACCUGAGUCAGCAGGACGCUGCCAUGACUACCGCCCCCAAGCUGGUUGCCCAGGCAACGGGCAGUCAGGUGACGAUGGCGGUGCCAUCAGAGGAGGGGGAGGGGCUAGUGUCUGCCACCGCUCAGUGCCGCUCCAUCCUGGUGUGUACAGGUGUGUAUCGCCCCGGCGACGGUAACCGGGUCUCAGAGUCGGUGCUGCACGGCCACAGAGACCUGGUCCUGGACCUGGAGCUGCUGGAGCCGCAUCACGUGGUCCAGGACGUGGAGGAGGCGGUGGACCUGCUGCUGCAGGAGAACCUGACCUCUGACCCCUGACACACCUGACCUCUGACACACAUGACCCCUGACCUCUGACCCAUCAGACCUCUGACACACCUGACCCAUCUGACCUCUGACCCCUGACCUCUGACCCAUCUGACCCCUGACCUCUGACCCAUC
Etheostoma spectabile (orangethroat darter) is the source of this 1299-nucleotide messenger RNA. Its product is annotated as haloacid dehalogenase-like hydrolase domain-containing 5. Gene Ontology annotation, cellular component: mitochondrion. Lineage: Eukaryota; Metazoa; Chordata; Actinopteri; Perciformes; Percidae. Gene Ontology annotation, biological process: glycerophospholipid biosynthetic process. Bases 1 to 1176 code for a protein of 391 amino acids. The record is from RefSeq and is a predicted model, not a curated record. The transcript has 8 exons.